Podarcis lilfordi (Lilford's wall lizard) is the source of this 27324-nucleotide messenger RNA. Lineage: Eukaryota; Metazoa; Chordata; Lepidosauria; Squamata; Lacertidae. The record is from the annotation of a GenBank genome assembly.
ACUGGACUGGGGGGAUAGGCCUCGCUCGCUCUCUCGCCUGACUCGGCUCCGCCGGAGGGGCGGGCGGAAAAGGGGGGGUGUGCGCGCGCGCGCGCGCAGGGAGGGAAAAAGAGAGAGAGAGAAGGGAAAAGAGAAGAGGCUGCUCCAUGACUCCCGGCCCUGAGAGCGCGGGCGCGCGCCGCGGCCGGAGCAUGAGCGGCCGCCGCCGAGUGUGAGGGGCUCGCGGGUGGGGAGGGGCGCCGGGUUCCCUCCCCGCCCCGCCGAGGGAGCCGGGAAGCGAGCGAUGGUGCGGGGUGGCCGGGGAGAUGGAAGCUGCGGCGCGGCUGAGGCGAGGCUGCCCUGCCGCCUCCGCCCCUUCCUCCUGCUCCUGUUGUCGGCGGCGGCGGCCUCCGAGGCUCCGGGGGGGUCCGUCGAGGCGCCCCUUCCCGGGCCCGGCCUGAGCGUCUACAUGAGCCAGGAGGAGGUGCGGCGCCUCAUCGGUGAGUGAGGGGCGGCGGCUGCCUCUCCGCGUGCGCGCCUGCCUGCGAGGGGGGGAGGGGCCCCGCGGUGUCUCCGUCCAGGCUCGGCUUCCUCCGGGAGGGGAGGGGGAUCCCGAGAGGGCCGUGCGGCGGCGGGUGGGGGGCGUCUGGCCAGGCACCCCCUUCCCCGGCUGGUCCUGCCUUCGUUCCUUGUACGGCCUUGCUCUGCUAAUGCCGCUCAGCGACUCGCCUGCUUGCCAGGGCUUUAUGAGAGGGGGCUGGAUUUGGGUUUCGGGGUGGAAACAAAAUACAGUACGUGGCUGGGGGAGGGAGGGGGGAUCUAAUGGCUUCAAAUGUGCUUCACGGUGCAAAUUCCCAAAUCCGCGCUUUGCAACUGCCCGGGUGAGGCGCUGACAUUCUCCACCCAAAAGCCACCCAAACCACUUCAUGAUGCAGGAGGAGGGAGCGGGAGAAGCCUAGAACCAAGGCCAGCAGCAGCAGCAGACUUUCCUUGGCGGGUGGGUGUGUUUUGCAAAUAGGGACGGUCGCACUCAGUUCAGACUCAAGCCCUUUUACGUGCUACAAGGGUUGGUUUGUGGUACUGCUUGUACAGUGCAUACACAAUAAAUUAUUUUAUGCAGCUGUGCCCUAGAAGUUCAUGCUGUGAGAUGCUAAAUCCUUAAGACUUGACUGGGUAAACACUUUAUACAUUAUGUUAAUUUGUUUAUCUUGUUCCUAGCAUAGUGACUGCUUUAUGAAAUGUACCAAAAUAUGGCAAAUUUUGCCUACACUCCAAAGUGAACAACACUGAGAUUCUUAAGUAAAUGUGUUUUUGGAUGGAAGGGUCAGUGAUGGCCUUCAUUUUGUCACCCUAGUCCUGCUUAAGCCUUGUUAAUGGAAUACAAUAAAUUUGUGAAAUCUCAGUCUAAAACACAAGUCACAGAAAUAAAAUUUUAUGUGUCAUAGCACAUCAAUUUAUUCCAGUAUGUAUUUUCAAAAAAUGAAUUUGAUAACAUUUGAAUGGCACAUUGUAUAUCCAGAUACCUAUUAUUGAAGCUGUUGAUUUGUACAUGCAGUAAUGAAUAUUCACACUCUUACGAAGACAUAUUUUACUCAGGAGUAAGCAGUCCUGCAAAUAUGUCUGCAAAAGUUACUAGCUCAAAAUAAUAAUUAUUAACUCAUUUUUUCAUGUAUACAUUGAUGUUCCUCCCCCUGUCUCUUCUACAUUACAAAAAUUAAAAUAUAACUGUCUGGUCUUCUCAUUGAAAUGCUUACUUGCCUCAGGUGACUAGACAAGUGCGUGUUUAUAAGUCUGUGGUUAACUAGAUGUUGGGAUGGGGAGAAAUGAUAAUUAAAGUAAGCAAUCUUCAAAACUGAAAUUUGUCAAUACAGAAAGGUAGUUUGAUGUGGGUGAUUUUACUUCUGUCAAAGAAAGAAACAGUUUUUCACAAUUUGUUUAUAAAUUUGCUACAGUAUAACAGUGUUCUCUGUACAAGUCUAUUUUCGUAGCUUGGAAAUUUAUAUUAUUAACAACAUUUAGUUAUUAGCCAGAUGCUUGUCUUUAGAUGUGCUGGCUUGCUCUCCUGAUGCUGCCUUAAACUAGGUAAUUUGUCUGAGGUCACAGAGGCUUUCUAUAGUUUCAAGGGGGCCUGAGAAUAGGUUUGAAGUAUCAUAGGUUUGAAGUGUCAUGGAAGUAAAGAAUCACUUAUGUGGAGGAAGGUGCUAAGCGUGAUUAAAUAAGAAACUGACAGAAGACGGAUUCAUGUUAAAUUUUGUAGGAUGGGUAUAACUGCAGAAAGAGGGGUGUUACAAUGUGUUCCUGUAUGUUUGCCUAGCAGUUCUACUUGAUAGGGUUGUGUAUAUCUCAGACUCAUUGGGUUGGGACUAGGUACACACAAUGUCUUGCGGGAAAGUUUUCACAGUUGUGAAUGGAUAAAAUAUUCUUCAUAGAACCAUAGAGUUAGAAAUGACUGAAAGAAUGAUCUAGUCCAACCUCUUGCAAUGCAGGAAUCUGCAGCUGUCCCAUGUGCAAAUUGAACCUGUGACUGUGGCAUUAUCAGCACCAUGCUCUGACCAACUGAGCUAUCCAGUGGUGUAAAUCCACUCCAGUCUUGUGUAGGUGUACACAAGGCACUUUAGGUCUACCCAGUUAGACAGAUGUGGCAACUUCAAAUGUUCAUAACUUCUCUCUUUUAAAGCUAUCAAACAAUGGUUGCAGGACAUUAUUUUCUCUGGUAGGUCCCUAAGAUUAUUACAAGACCUCCUUUACUCACACCUUCGUAAUCCUAGUAACAUAAUUGUCUCCACUUUUUCAAACUUAUCUAUGGAACAAGGAUGACGGAAAUAAUUACAAAACCAGAACCUUUAAGAUUCUAAAAAUAGCUUGGGGGGUCCAGGCAUAUCAGUAGUACUUCUGCCUGUACAUCGCCAGUUGCCUGUUCCUGUUGCAUAUCUAUGAUAUUUACUUCAGCUGUAACUCUGCUUUCCUGUGGACUUCUGCAGAAAAUAUUGUAUCACAGAGAAAUUAUAAAAGAAAAAGUGAAAAGGCCUGUUUUCUUUAUAAUUCUUGCUAUACUUGUCGUAGCCUCUCUUCACCAAACAUUUUCAAAGCCAUCCUAUCUCUUAGUUGAUACAUUGCAACUUACUGCUCACAUGGUAUUGGGGAGUCUUCUGGUAAUAAUGUACUGCAAACUUUUAAUUAAAGAUAGGUACAGUAUCUAAUGAUUAAUCACAGGUACUGAAAGUUGUUUCUGGAGUACUUGAAGCUUCCCUUUCAGCAGCUUUCAUUACUGAAUACCCAAACAGCUUAGAAAAUGCUCUUUUCAAAAGCAUGGGGGGGGGGGAAAGCUGGGAGGGAAACUCAGAAAAGCUCUAGCAUAUGUUCACAUCUCUUAUCACUGCCUGAUAAAUUGUAUCCAAAUGCCCACUCAACUGAGCUGUUUUAACCUGAUUUUCAGCUAUUCUCUUACCCAUGGCAGUCACCUGCGUGCCACAUUCCUGCCUCUCCUGUGGAAAGGCAUUUCAAGGUGCUGCAGUUGUUGAGAGACUAAUUUAUUGAAUUGGUGUGUGAGGGAACAGAAUAUUUGUUGGUGUAGCACCAAACAAUGGUUUAGCAUUCUAAUGUUUGAAGAGAGCCAGUGCUUGUUAGGUGUCUUAUUUUCCAUUAAGUUUGAGCUGCUAAAUAAAGUACUUACAUACUAUCUAUAUUUACUCUUCUAUUUUGAUCUGAUAUUUAGAUAUGGAUGUUAAUUUGAAUUAAGUGCUUCUCUUAGCAAAAUAUGAAGAUACUGCACAUUGAAAGACUUGCAUCUUUUAGUGUAUAAGGCUGAGCUGUUUUUAAAAUCUUUUGAACACAACCUUUUUAGAUUUUUUGUAUGUCACCAUCUCAUCAGUUGUAUGGUCCUACUUGAAUAUAUCUGCCUGGAGUUGUGUGAUAUAUUGCAGAACAAUUAUUUCUUAGCUGAAAACUGUCCUUUAACAUAGUGCUCAGGGAGAAAAGAUGACUACACAGUAACAAUUACUGAAGGCAAAACAACCUUGAGGAAGGAGCUUACUUUGUUAAGUUGACUGUCUGUAUCUUCUUUGAGGAUGCUCCAGCUUAUUAAAUAUCUAAGUCUGAGAUGGUAGAGACAGAUGCUAAAAUGGCUGAAUAUGUUUUCCAGUUGUACAAAGGAGCUGUGCAUGUACAGCUGAUACAGAUGUGUUUCACGGUUCCCUUUGCUCUUGAUGAGGCAGCCUAUAUCCAUCUGGGAUCACGAGGCAGAGUGGAACUCAAGCUUAGAUAAAGAUCAUUUUGUGCAGAUUAGAGUGCCUGGAUAAAUUCCAGAGGCCAAAUUGUUAGGGCAUGAAGAAAAUUAAUGCUGGCCAGAACUUCAUUCUGAUGCCCACAAAUUUGAAAUACGCGUACCAACUCUAGAUGUAAAAGUAUGUUGAUGCAGCAGAAUGAAUCUUUGGCAGUAUUUGUUGUCAUGGGAUGAGCAAUGACACACCAGGACCUGAAAGAACUUUAGGUGUUUAUUGCACUUUUGCUCUGAAUGUUCAUGCCUAAAGAAUUUUCAAAGGAUGAAUGUUUACUAUAUUUCUAAACACUCAGUAGUCUAAUAAAAUAUAUCAUUUUACUAAUUCAGUGCUGAUGGUUUAUUACACUGUCGUGAUUUCUCUCCCCCUUCAUGGUUCAUAAAUUUUAGUGCAGUGUGCUGUUUUUGGGUAUGUUUUAUAUAAUGUGGACAAUUGCUUUUAGAGUCGGUGCCAAACUUCAGAAUUCUCAGACACAGUCAUUGGAUUUUAAAGUCAGGACUCCAGAAGGGACUCUUAAGUGAUUAAGGCCUUCCCCAAGGCUCUAAAACCUUUUGUGUGCUCCGUUACCUAUGUGAUGGUGCCUACAGGAUGCAGUGUCUAAGUUACCUAUGUGAUGGUGCCUACAGGAUGCAGUGUCUAGUGUGUAUUUUCAGUAAGUGGUUCAUAAUCUUCUGGACCUGUGAAUGACGCUGUAGAGGUGGGAAUCUACUCCUGAAUGACUGUAGUAGAUGCAGAGGUCUCUAGGUUCCUUUGCAUUCUUGGUGACCUUGUUCAACCCACUAAAGUGCCUAGAGUACCAUUCCCCAACCUGGUGCCCUCUAAUCUUUUGGACUACAGUUCUCAUCAUCCCUGACCAUGCUUUAUGGGGCUGAUGGGAGUUGGAAGCCAGUACAGCUGGUGGGCACUAGGUUGGAGAAGCCUUGUCUUGAGACUGAUUAGUAAUUACCAAAAUUUGAAGAAUGACUGAUUGAUAUGAGAUGUCCAGUGGUUGUCUUUGUAAUUAAUAAUGGAUUUUAAAAUUUGAAACUAAUUUGUUAUGCUUUGCCUUCAGAUAGAUGGUGUCUGUACAAUUCUAGCUAUAUAGCCCAUCAAAAACUAGCAUGAUGCUUGUGUGCACAGUGGUGUCCUUGAGGUUCACUUGAUUCUCAUGAAGCCUCUAAGCCUACCCCCUCACUGCCCCCUUUUUCUCUCUUGCAAAAGUACAUAGAGCUGAAGAAGGAAGUUGUAAGAGGUGCACUUUCUCACUUCCUCUUUCAGCUCUGUGUUUUUAAUGGUUCCAAUUAAUUCUCCUUGACUUUUAUUCGGAUUGCUUGGAAAAGUGAAGUACAUGUGUGUGCACUGUCUCUUGAUUGCAGGGGGCGGGGAGUGAUUUAUGGAAGUCAAUUUCCCAUGUUGGAUUCAUUGACAUUAUGUAUCUGACAUGCAGUAAACAUUUUGGUCAAACGUGCCCAUAGGCAAUGUAACUUAGAUGUGCAAAAGAAGAGCAAAGAUAGGGGCAGCAUAAUAUAAGACAGUUUGAUAUCUUCUUGCCUGUUUUUAAAAGAUGCAAAAAGCAACAUGAAAUUAGAGUUAUCUAGUUCUUAGAUCCAGGAUCUCUUCCUUAGCUUCCUUUAAUUAGCUAUGAAAGGCUGUGUACACACCAUACAUUCAAACUUUAAUCUCCCUCCCCCCCAAAAAGAAUCCUGGGAACUGUAGUGAAGGGGGCUGAGAAUUGCAACUGUCUUCAAGGGAAACUACAGCUCCCAAGAUUCUUUGGAGAUGAAAAAUCUGCUUUAAAUGUAUGGUGCACAGCCUAAAUGAUGUAGAAUGUCUUCUAUUUAGCGUGAUUGGUUGCAGCGGGCACAAUUAACAACCCUGCCCUAAUACCUCAUAGUAAACAAAUUUAUUCAGUCAUGAAUUGCAUUGUAGUGGAUGGGAAGAGAAACAAAGACAUUCUCAAGGGUCCCUUUGGCACUACUGUGGCAACUGAAGGCAUGAAUUUUAGCUACAUUAGGAUUUUCGUUCCUAUGUUUUGUGUAUUCAAUAGUAUCCAUGAGAAUUUAUAUUUGUUGUGUUUCUUCUUAGUUUGUGCCAGAAGUUCUCAAAUCUCUUGUUACAUUUAUGUCUCAACUACUAAACUUGGUGAAGCUCAAACAAAAUCAAUUGGUUGGGAGCAGCAUAAAUUUUCAUGAUGAUGUAAGCGCCAAGGAAACAAAACUGAGAAAUCAGUUGGCUGCUGGCCUUGCACAGCAUCAAGUGAGAGAGGAAAGGGACAUAUUUGUGCAGUUUCCACCUUCUCAUACCAUAAGAUGCACACAUGAACUGGAUUGCAAACUAGAAGUCGGAAAUAUCUUCUGCUCCAUGAGACUGAAUAGAAUUGUGAACUGUUAGGAUCAUGCCAGUUCCUGUAGGUCAUUCAGUGGAUAUUAGCUCUUGCUAUGCAUGGUUGUUGGUAAGAUGUGAAUUGUAGCAGAAUAUGUAAGUCAAAGGAAGGUGAUUAAUAUAAUAAAUGUGAUUUUGUGCACACUUGGUUAAGAGGAAAACUUGUAUUGCAUGUUUCCAAGUCCACAUACAAAGGCUUUCUUACAAAAGUCCCAUCUGAAUGAUUAUGGAUGAUAGCUUAAAUUUCUGAUAAAGCAUUCCUAACUUUUAAAAAGCUACCCACUUGUUAAAAAGAAAGGCAAACUGACACAUAGAAAUUGUUUUAAUUUACAGGAGACACAAGGAACAUAAGCUAUAAAGAUGAAGAUAAUACUUGAAUUGCUUCUAGUAAUUCAAACUCUGUUGAACGUUUAGAAAAUGAAACCCACCUAUUGUUUGUCUGUCUUGCUCCUCAAGGGGGGGGAGUUCUCACAAGAGCCCCUCUUAAAUAAACAAAAAUCACUUUCCCAUGCUAAUUGAGGAGAGCUUUUUGUAUUUUCUAAAACUGCAAAGAUUUAAAGCUCUUUUAUGCAAGAGCCCCUUGAAAAAGCCACGGUUUUGUUAAGGCUUCUAGAGUGACAUGAUCCAGUUUUGUAAUGAAUACAAGGGUUCCUCAGCAUCCUUCAUUCUAAGAAUGAAAUCCCUGCCUCUCCUUGUCUGCUUCAUAAUGUGUUAUGUUAAAAUCUUUAAAGAAUGACCUUGUAUUUCUGUGGUAUGGCAUAAGCCUACCUUCUUGUUCUAUGCUUGAUUUAAUUUAUUCUCUCUGGUUUAUGUCCAAGUGUGGAGCACAAAGAUAUAUGUUAAUGUGAUUUAGGGUUUGCCUGUGCAACAGUGUUUCCUCUUAAAAUCUAAAGCAAAAAAAAAAAAAAAAAGCAGGCCUUGUCAUGUGGUUUGCUUUAAGUUAGGUAGGAUCCAGUAACAAGAAACUAGAUCCUUGAGCCUUAAGCUUUCUAUAUAUGAGCUUGCUUAAUGGAGUCUGCAAGUCAGAAGAGUUUUAAAGUAGAUUUGUUUAGUUGAUUCCAGAAAAGUUUUUCUUUAUGCCAGUUAAAUAAGUUAUUCAAUUAUUAUUCUGUUGUUUUGUCUGCAGUUGAUCAGAGAGUCUAUGUACACGUUUCCUUGGACAUUCAUAACUUUUUGUAGUGUUUUCCUUAUCUCCUUCCAUACUUUUUCCAUACUAGACAUGACUUAGCCCAUAGUAAUGUAUUUCAUAGCAGCUUUUUAAAACAACAACAACUACAACCAAACAUUGACACACACCCCUUAGCCUCAUCAGAACUGUGGGGAAGAGGAAUGCUUUAGUCCUUUGCUCCUGCUGUGGUCCUGAUUGGAACUGAUGUGGGAUUGGAGGAGACUGCACCAGCUAUACGCAAUAGGAGGAAAGUUUCCAUUGAUGCCAAGGACUCAUGAAUCUAUUCUACCUGAGAUUUUAUCAAUUCCAAAGCCUGGUUUGCAUGCUGUAUUAAUUCAUAUUUUAUAAUAAAGGUUUAUUCUAGGCUUAUUGCUCAGAGUGCUCCCAUGCCACAACAAGCCAGGCUCUGGAUUGUUUCCUCCCCCAUUAACGAGUAGAGAAGGAGGUGGGGAGUGAGAGAGAAAAACUGUAGUUGAUUUUAAACAUUUCUUUAAAUGUUGAAGGUAAAUUGGGUCAAAAUGGCUUAACUGGAACUAAAUGUUACUUUUCUUCCUCUUAAACAAGUAAUCUUUAUUUCUUGUUUACUAAAUUGCCUGUGGCUGUAGCUUAGCUUUUAACUUCAUUUUCAUCCCCCUCUUUGUUUUAAACAUGUUUUAGGUAUUGAUGCAGAACUUUAUUAUGUGAGAAAUGACCUUAUCAAUCACUACGCUUUGUCCUUUAAUCUGCUGGUACCAAGUGAGACAAACAGCCUCCAUUUCAGUUGGCAUUCCAAGGCCAAGGUAAGCACCAACUAUUAUUUUAUGUGGAUGAAUUAAGCAACAGUAUUCAUUGUGUGGCACUGGAGGGCUUAACCAGGGUGGGUAACCUAAGACUGAAGCUGCAUGUGUAAGGUGUGCUACAGCUGGUAUAACACACUGCAGCUUUGUCUGUAGCAGUUGUGGUGGGGUUUUGAGACCCUUUGCUGCCUGGAGCAGUUUCAUGGAUUCUGUCCGCCCCCUCUUCAGCUUCAAGCAUGGAGCUGGGGGAAGGAAGCAGAAGUCCAUGAACUUGUGCAGAAUGUGCAGCGUGUGUCCAUGAUCAACAUCCCAUUCUCAAAUAUUGUCCAUUUGAAAGUAAACUCGAUUGCACCCAUAAAACCCCAGUGUACACUUACCAAGGAGAAAGUAUCAUUGAACACAGUGGGAUUUAUUUCUUAUUAGACAUACACUAGGAUUGCACUUAAGAAGUAUAGUGUGUGAGAAGGCUUUCCUCUUCAUUUCAUAGGUUUGAUUCAAAUGACUUGUCCUAAACACAGUUUGGUUUUCAUGAAUGAGCUUUAGGCUUGUGUGCUGCUUCAUCUUUAAAUACAUAAGAGUCCCUCCUUCCCUGUUUCUCAGGAGCUAUAGUUUGCCCAAUUCAGAUAUCUGUAAACCAUAAUUUUGCCUCGAGUUCAGGAUUGGAAACCAUACAACAUGUAUUAAAUUGUAUCAGUGCACACAUGAGUCAGAAAAGUUGUUUGACAUUUAAAAGGAUAGCUGGCUUGUGGUUUGAAUAUUUAAAUAUAAUUCAAACAGUGAUAUUUUGGCAUCCAGCGUAAAGCUGAAAUAUUAACUGUUCUAGCAGUAUAAAAAACUAGGUCUUUGGGUAGAUCUCUGGGGGUGAAUGGAAAUGUGUUUUUCUGGCAGAAAGUGAUUCCCGCCUGUCAUUUUGUAUUGGUCAUCUCCACAUCUUGGUAUGGUUUAGUAUCUGUUCUGCUUACAGAUCCCUUUCUCUGUUUUUGAUCCAGAUUCUACCCUUCCCCCUAAUAAUUGCUUGGUUGAGAUGCAUGUAGAUUAAGGCAAUGUCUGAUUUCAUCCUCUGAAUUUAACUUGUUCAUUUUUGUUGGACACUUAGCAACAUGCUUCUGAUAAUUUGGUUCUUAAUUUAUCUCAAGUAGAAAUCAUUGCAAAUACAUACCGUUUUAUUGAGCAUAUUUUCUUUUUGGCUUGUUCUGCAUAUCAUUACAGAUUGAAUAUAAACUGGGAUUUCAGGUUGAUAAUCUAUUGGCUAUGGAUAUGCCACAAGCAAAUAUUUCUGAACAAGGAGAAGUCCCUCGUACUUUAUCAGGUAAGUAGUCUUUCAUUACACAAACUGUAAUGCUAUGUGCUGAUGGGGAUACCUUCACUGCCGUGAUUCAUGUGUUGGUAACCUCAUGGUUGAACUGCUGUAAUGUGCUUCAUGUGGUUUUUCCUUUGGGAUUGAUCUGCACACUGCAGCUGGUUCAGAGCACUGUGACUCAGUUGUGGAGUGAAGUACCUGAAUGUGCAGAUAUUACUCACAUGCUGAGGGAAUUGCCCUGGCUGCCAGUUAGCUACUAGGGUGUGCUCAGUGUCUGCUAUUAGCAUAUGAACCUUGGAAGAAGGAAUGUAAAGUCUGUAAUAAAAUUAAUAUAAAUCCCUGGACAACUCAGGUCCAGGUUUACUUGAAGGACUGCCUGCCCAUGUAUAGAACUGUAAGAUCACUUUGAUUGUGUGGGGAAAUUUUACUUGUGGCACCAAACCCUACAGAAUAUCACAAGGCGGUGAUCCCCAAAUGGACAUUUCCUCCACCUAUUGCACAUGCACCGUGGAAUGCCCUUCCUUCUGAAAUACAGUGGACCCUCCGGAUACGAACUUAAUUCGUUCCAGGGGUCCGUGCGUACCCCAAAAAGUCCACAUCUAGAGGCGGGUUUGCUGCGUUCGCAACCUGAAAGUUACAUUACCCAAAGGUAACAUAACCCGAGGGUCCACUGUAUGUGAAGCACCAUCCCAUCAGUUUUUUCAGAUGUGUUGCAAAAACGUACAUCAGGCUUUCCCUGACUUGUAAAACUGGACCCUGUUUUUCCAAGAUUUCUCUUACCUGUUUUCAAGUCUGUAUUUUUGAGAUUUGCUUAGAGAUUUUAAGUAUUAAGCUGUUUGGGGAAAAAAAUAUAAUAAAAAUAAGCUAAUUAUACUUGGAGUUGACCUACUGAAAUGAGUAGACUCAAGUAACUUCAUUGAUUUUAGUGGGUCUGCUUUGAGUAUCUUAGUUGAAACCCUAUAUAAGCCAUUGUCAAGUUUCAAAUCUUGGUUUCUUAAUCUUUGAAAAGAAUUCAGUGUUUUAUGUGGGUAUGUAAGUUACUGUCCAUGUGCUGAUUUUGAAAUUCCUAGUUUUAUGAAUACAAUGUUUAUAAAGUCAAUGUGUUAUACCUGUGUGUUGGGGGGGCAUUUACAUAUUCAUAUAUUGAAGGUGGUCUGUAUAUCACUAGUUUGUACAAUAAAAUUAAUUUGAAAAGAAGGCAUUAGAGAAAAGGAUGAUUUGAAUAUAAACCAUAGUUUGUUUAGCCGAAGCGCGGUUUGUCUAAAUUCAAGCCAAAUUCAUGGAAAAUACAACUGUCAAUAGCUCCUAAUUCUGCUGGCUAUAUACUGUCUCCAAUAUCAGUGUUAAUGUUAGUGGCAGCGACUGAAUAGCAACCACUGGAAAGCAAGAGUGAGUGAAGGCUGUUGCACUCAUGUCCUGCUUGUGGCCUCUCACAGGCAUCUGGUUAGCCACUGUGGGAACCAGGAUACCAGACUAGAAAGGACUUUGGUCUCAUCUAGCAGGGUUAUUCUUAACUUUAUUAAGGAACAUGAAAGGAGGAAUCAAGAAAUCAUGUCAGUUUUUUAAAUUACUUUUAAAAGUUACCCUGAGAGCAUUUUUGGCUAAAGGUAUAAAUGCCUUAAAUUUUUAAAAAAGCUGUAACAAAGGAAUUAAAAAUACUCAGGAAUUAAGGCAGUUUUGCACUGCUGAUUUAAAGUGUGUGGUUUUUCAUUUUAUCUUUUAAAAACAUGUAUGUAUGUGGCUUUUCUAUUUACAGUGUUUCGGGUGGAACUCUCUUGCACAGGCAGAUUAGACUCUGAUGUUACGGUACUAAUGCAGCUCAACAUGACCAUUAAUGCUUCCAAAAAUAUCACAGUCUUAAAUUUCAAACGAAGGAAAAUGUGCUACAAAAGUAAGAUAUUUUUAUUCACUGUUCAUAUUAAAGGGGCAAUACAGCUUUGUAAUUUUUUUCACUUGCAUUGCACACAGCUAGAGUCCCUCCACCACCACCCUUUUCCUAUUCUUUCCCUUCCCACCCAACACCAGAGAAAGCAAGUGUGUAGGAGCUGCCACCAGUGUUGGGAGCUGUAAUUUGCCUAGUUGGAAGCAGACAUUUCAGAUCUGUUUAUAUUGGCUUUGAGAGUACUGGACAGACCUGUUUGAGCAGUGUGAGGUGAGGGGUGUUGGGGUCAGGGGUGUACUGGAGCAGAGAAUGUGUCAAAAAGAGCUUCCAAUAAAUGUGGAGAAAAGAAUUUCUACAAAGCUGAAGGAAAGUGCAGAUGAAAGAAAAUAUAAUACCCAAUAACUGCAGUGAAGACUGUAAUUGUCUCUAAAUGCCAUACUCUAUAAAACACAGGAGUUUUGCUGCAAACUUAGUAAUAUUGGCCUAUUAAGGGGUUGAAAGAAAAGCGCAAACUUUUGAAAAGGCUUGGCUACUGUUUAUUGAUUUUUGAAAACAUUGAUAAAUGCUCAAUACUAACGUAAUUGAUUUAAUAUAUUAUGACGUUCCAAUAUUUUCUUUUUCAACUGCAACUUGUAUACUAUUUUUGUUUAAUUUUAAAGGAAUUUUUUUUGUAUAUUGUGAUACGAUGUUUAAACUUGCUGGCUUAUUGUACGUUUGUAAAGAUGUCGGCAACAUUAUUUAUUUAAACCCUUUUUAUCCUGUUCAUUGCAAAAAGCAAUUCCAUAUUCAAAAAAACAGCACAAAAACCAACAUGAAACGGCAUAAAGCAAGGCAAUUCCAAACCGAUGCAAUCUGACAAUACAUUUCCGCAGAGGUCUGGGCAAAUAACCAAGGCUCUACAUGGUGUCGAGCUUCCAACAAUGUGUGUGCCAGUUGUAUUUCAGAGGGAAGGCAAUUCCAAAGCUGAGAUGCCACCACCAAGAAGGCUCUCCCUGCUGCACUUCCAGCCAAACCUCAGUAAAUUACCAAGCCCAGGCAAUCUUGGUACAAGGUCUGGCCUUUAAGGGGAGCAGGUGAUUUAAGGGCUUUGCUUACUAGUACUAAAACUUUGCAGCAGUAUCUCAGUAAAAGGGGUAUUGUUGACCAGAAAGGAUUAUUACUAACAUUGGGAAUGCAGGAAAUCAAUAUUUAAACCAAGAUGCAUGACUGGAAACAGAAGCUACCCAUAACCAAUAUGCUUCAGACCUCUAGAAAGGUGGAGACCUAGGGAAGGGUUAACAUCAUUGGCUACAUUUACGUGUCCUGAGAAAGUUUGGGUUGCAGGGUGGAUUUGAAAUACAGUAAAUAAAUUUCUUCUCAAUAGCAUCUACUCAUGGGAAUGAAUAGUUGCAAUGAUUACAGGAAAGCUUGAAAGUUAAAUAUUGUGUUCCCAUGAAACACAAAGGAUGAAAUACAAAUGUAUCCAUGUGCUAAAUCUAUCCCUGUUCUGUUCUCGGGUUUUACAUCUGAAAGUUCAGCUUAUGUUCUUUCAUGGGCACAUGUUUAAACAAGGGUCAACCAUUGGAAGUUAGCAUUGUAUUUAUUUUUUAUUUCAAGGCAAGUAAAAGGACCAGUCUGCAUGCUGCUGAAAUCUUGUGGUUGGUGCUACUAUGUGGUAUGUUACUUCCUCCUUAUAGUAGCUGAACUACAUUGAAUUCUCAGGUUUGCCAGAGCUUGACAGAUAUUCUUUUGACUUAGUAUUGAUAGAAGAUGGAAUAAAGUGUUCUUCUGUUCAUUGUCUUGGUAUGAAAAGUAAAAUUCAGAGGAAAAGUGAUAUCAAAUGUCCCUUUUUACCCCUUUUGCCUUUAGAACCUGAGCUAGAAGUAAAACCACCAGUAUUGGACAAAAAUAGCAGCAAAGCUAUUUGUAAGUAAAUGUGUUUCAUAUUUUUAAAUGAAAUAUACCUGAAAGCAUUCUUCGUAUGCAGCAUGCAGGAGAAGUUGAGGAUCUUUGUCAUUUUCUUUUAAAAUCAUCAGUCUACAUAAUUCAAACACAUUUCUUCCCCUUUUGCUGUUAGAUAAGGAAAAUUGGUCAGAUUUUUAAAGAGACAGACUUUUUGUUCAUUAAUGGAAAUUAAAAAGUAUAAAUCCCGAGCAGCUUGUACUUUCGCAUUUUUGUAUUUCAUGCUUCUUUUAUUGAUUAUCAUGUUGUGAACCAGGUACUCCACCAAGCAGAUCUGUAAGAGAUUAGUUUUGCUACCAGCCUUUUUAUGGAAUGUAUUUUUGAAUUUGCAUGUUACAUGGCUGCAUAUUUUGGUAUAUGAAUUGAAUUCCUGUGAACAGUAAAUAGAAGGCAACUUGCUAGUGAAGAUAUUAUAUUACAAAAAAACUCCAUUGGCCUUUUGGUGGAAGCAAUUUCAUAAUUUUUUCAUGUUGAGUUAUUAGCAUAAUUAGCUGAGUUCUUUGUAGUGGAGGGCAUCUCUCUGUCCUUGGUACUCAUCAGUCUUCUCUUUUUGUACUUCAAGGAAAACAAGGCUUAGAGAAGACUUUAAUGUAGAGGUUUUGUAUCUAAAGGCUAUGAUGUUUAGUUUUUCUAGGCAUCUCUUAGUGACUGUUUUCAAUAUUUUAUAUUUAGACUUCUAAAACUAAUCUUGGAAGUCACUUUUUUCCUUCACCAUAAGCUUAAAUUAAAUACUACAGUAUAAUAGGAAAAUAAAAAUAAACAUGUUACUUAUUUAUUUGUAUGUGUACUUAGCUGAAGCUGGCAAAUGUUAUAUCCAUUUUGUUGCAGUAAUGCUUUGCUCUUCCAUUUCAGUUGAUCCUGUAAAUGCAGCUCCCACCACUUCUACGCGUGUGUUUUAUAUCAGUGUAGGAGUUUGCUGUGCAGUCAUAUUCCUGGUAGCAAUAAUACUAGCUGUUUUGCAUCUUCACAGUAUGAAGAGAAUAGAAUUGGAAGACAGGUAAAGAAAAAAUGUGGACUUCAAUUUUCUUUCCAGUUUUCAUGUUUGAGACGUUAUAUGGACUUCUUGAUGCACUAAAGGUAGCUCCUAGGCUUUGGCAGAGUUGACAUUGAGAACUUAAUGUCAGUGCAGUAUAUAACUUAUUUUUCAAUGUUCCUAGAUAAUGCAAUACAAGACUUACUAAGUUAUCAGGCUGCUAGCCAUGUUGGCUUAAUACUACCUCAAGUUUCAAAGGCAGUAUGUCUCUGAAUACCAGUUGCAGGGGAACACAAGUGGGAGAGUACUAUUGCAUUCAUGUUUGUAGACUUCACAUAGCCAUCUGGACUUUGUGGACUUCACAUAGCCAUCUGGCUGCCCUCUGUGAAAACAGGCUGCUAGCUACAUGGUUGUUGCGCCUAUGCUAGUGGGGCUGCUCUAAGGGACUGGCAUAUUCCAUGAAAUAGAGUUAAGAUUAAUCAUAAUAGGUUCCAAAUAGCACUGGUUAAGGAAUGCUGAUACUUCUUGGGAUUCUACCACCCCUAGAUUCUCUCCAUUUAAAUAAUAUUCUUAAGCUUCAUUUCCUUACUUACAAUCUGCACAUCCCUAACAGUUGGACUGAAAGUGAAGAUUCUUGGAGUAAGGGGUGAUUUAUUGGUGGUGGUGGGGAACCCUUUAACAACACUGAAAAAUACUUGAAAAUAUGUUUUAAAAUGUGUGCCUGUUACUCUUUUUAAAAAACGGAUGCAUUUCUUUAUUGUGGUCAUAGUUAAUUUACAAAGACAGGUUCAAAUACUCAAUAGAGGGGUCCUCCCCCCCAAGUGCUAUAUAUGCACAGUCCAACUCCUUUUCUCUGUUGGGGACAUAAACAAGAACAUUCUGACUUCUGUUGUACAUAUCACUAGCUAAACUCUGGAAAAAUGCUUGGCCCAGUAUAGUUUCCCUUACAUCUGUUCUAAUCUAUUUGAAACCUAUAACACAUCAGAACUCAAUCUACAAACUUAAAUGUUUGGACUUUCCCAACUACGCUACAGAUUUUGUCUUCCUUUUCGGCAAGAUUUGCAAUAGUUAAAGGUGUAAUUGCUUAAAUUACGGUUGAUUUGAUUGAAAACGUUACUAAUCAAAAUGCUAUUUGAAUGCCUUUUCAUGUUCUGAUGUUCAUUUAAAGUAUUACAAGCUUUUGACAUUUUUGCUAUAUUCAAGUUGAGUUUUGGAGAAGUCUGGUUUUGUUAAUCUUUUUUAACUGCACAACUGAAGUGGUAUCUUAGCCUCAGCAAAAGUUAAGUGGUUGAAAAUUAGAAAAUGAUUGUGUUUUCUUUUCCAAAACAGCAUUAGUGACAGCAGUAGUUCUCAAGGCUUAUCUCAGCCCUCAACGCAAACAACACAGUACCUGAGAGCUGACACUCCAAACAAUGCAACACCAAUUACUAGUAAGUGUUAAUCUAAUUACAGAUACCCACACACCUCAACUUUCUAUGUAUGAGUGUUAGUCUUAGUGAUCUAAGAGACCAUACCGAUGUUGACUAGCAGGAAAAUGUGUGAAAAGUCUAGAGUUGGCAUUCUAGUGACCUUUGUUUCUCUGGGCUAUAAGAUCACAAUACUGUACAUUGUAUGAGAAACGGGAUUCUCAACCCAUAGAGAACCCUGACUUUCUUCAAAGGUUCCUCCCUGAUUCUCCUAUAUAAAUGUUCAAUCCCCCUGAAGGAGUGUCUGUUUCUUUGCUAGAUCUCAGCCUGCACUUAUUUUCAGACUGCUGGCAAAACAGUUAAUGUGUACGGGUAGGAUGAUGACCGUCAAAUCAUUUUUUCUGUGUGUUCUUCUGUGCUGCCUCAGAUUAUUGACAUGCCCAUGCCCUUUUCCUUUGUGAGACUGCAGCAGACACUGUUGCCAUGUGUUCAAACUUUUCUCUGUAUAUCUAAGGACUAGAAUGCAUAAUUGUUAAUUUUCACCAUACUUUUAAAUUGGUUGAAUCAAUUGACAUGGAUCCUAAAAUAAGUUAACUUCAGUAAGCUCAUGAAGGACAAUUUGCUGCCCCCACCCGUAUUCCUUCAAAAAGACGGGGGGAUCCCCCUGAAUGAUGUGGGUUCAGGCGUAGGGGGAAAAGAAAUGUUUCCUGUCCCAUUACACUCUGGGUGCCCACCCCACAAUUUCAAGAGGUUCCCAGAAUGUAGCACAAUACUACAAAUGUUCCCAAAGUGGGUUGAAUGAUAGCAUCCAUCAUCACUGCUUGUGUAAGUAAUUUUCUUAUCAGUGGAUUUGGCUGUGUUCUAACUUCAUUGUUAGAGGCAGUAUGCAAUGCCAAUUGCAGGGAAUCACAGAUGGGAAGAUUACUGUUUCACUUGUGUUCUGUUUCUGGGUCUCCAGAUGGUCUUGGGCUAUAGCCUCCAUCAUCCCCAGACAGUGGGGCCAAAUAUUCUGUGCCUCUGUUCUUGGGGCAACAGUUCGUUAGACUGCACUGCUGUUAGUAGUUUCUCUUUGACACUUCCCUAUUAUGCGGCCGCAAGGUAACCAUUAAGAUGUGCUAGAUCAGAAACUGUUUGAAAGGACAAUGCCCUAGCAAUUUCAUACAAUUAGGAUAAUGUUUGAUUCUAAAAAACCUCAAGGAGGUUUCGAAAAACAGUAAUAUCUAUGAGUGUCUAGAUCGUCUGAGCCCAUUAGACUAGAAUGGAAUACCAGCAAGAAACGGUUCUUGGAAGUAAAGGAUCAGUCUCUGCAACUGCAGCUCUUUGAGACAUUGGGAAGAAUUGGAGCAGGAGAGUUUUUUUCGUUUAUGUAACCUUUCCUCCUGCUGAAGAGACCUCUCAGUUUGCUGCUAUGAAUGUUCCAGAUUGACCAUCUGCAUAAAGCUUCGUCCAGUCUACAUAAACAAAAGUCCUUGUGAAAGGCGUUGGAACAUUUCUUACUAGAAACCAAAAUAAUUUUGAGAUGCUUUACCAAUUUUUUUAAAAUUAUAAACACAUGAUUCACUUUGCAUAUAGCAAUUGUUGAAUGGUUUCUUUAAAUGUAAAGGUUCAUCACUGUUCCACCCGAUGUGUAUGUCUUUAAGGGGCCAGAGCAAGGGCCAGAGCAAAAUAACGAGACCCAGCUUUACAGCUGUGAAACAUAGCAGGUGCUGCUGAGUUGUAUUGAUUAAGCUGUGUUGGUAAUUGGGUGUAGUAUAUAAGGAGCAGCACCUAGCUCUCCCAUUACCCUGGGGUUGGGUUGGUGGUUGGGUCUGGUUUGUUGUUGAUGUAUUUAGUGUUUAAGGAGUUUUUGUUUUUGUAAUUAAAACCUUGUUUAAGCUAUUUUUGAGUCCCUUUUUAAUGCAUGGUUUCCCCAGCAAGCUCUCUGCAGCGCUGCCAUACUGCAAAAAGCCAACAGCAAUGUCUUCUAAAGCCCAGAAGAGGGCAAUGUGUUUGCUUUCUUGUUUGUUUCAAUCUUGUAAUGUGUAUGAUACUCAGUAAUUAACCAGAAGAUCAUUAUUCUUAUUGCAUCCUGUGGCAAAACAUUAAAUACUUUAAAGGUACUAUCCAGGGCCAUAGGUUUCUUUUCCUGCAUGUUUUUUUUUUGCAGCAUACUUUCAUCUCUAGAUAAUGAUGAAUACUCCUAUUUACAUUUGGUAUUUAUAUUGGUAUUGUUUGGAUCUGCUGGCUCCUCAGGUUAUCCUACUUUACGAAUAGAGAAGAAUGACCUUAAAAGUGUAACAUUGAUGGAGGCAAAGGCUAAAGUAAAGGACAUAGCAAUCUCCAGAGAGAGGAUAACAUUAAAAGAUGUUCUUCAAGAAGGUACAAGUAAACAGUUCCUCAUAUGUGUCAAUAUGCAAUCGAUCAGAUGAUAUGCUUUUCAUUUUUCUUGGCCUUUUCUGUGUAUUGUUGAUACCUCAAAUGACUGGUGGUAUAAGUAGGGUGGAUUGUUUAAAUAACCAACAAAAAAAUGGGCAGGUUUCUAACAAUGGUUCGACCAUUAUAUCUAAUCUAGACUGAUGUGUCUGAUAAGUGUGCAAUUCCAUUUUUAAGAGGUUAGAUGUGUAGGAUUAUGUUUAGUACAUAAUGAGUUUAUCCAUACUGUUUUUGAAAAGCAUACUAUAUUCAUUGCUGCUUAUCCUGGGUAUAGGGAAUAUUAUGGGGAAAUUGAAUUGGGCAAAUACAUCUCAAAACUUUUCUGACGAUACAUCUUAUUUCUCUGAAAUCUUGGUAAGGUGCUUAAUGAAACUAAACUGGGAAAAACAGGGCCUCGUUUUAUUUUUUCCUAAUCUUCUGGUCAGUCUUGUAAACCAGCAUAUUUUUUAAGGUUUGAUCAGUUUCUCUACUAAUCUGUGAGCUACAUUUUUGCAGGUAAUCUUACUAAUCCACAAUGUUAGCAAAAGAGGGUUUCACGGAAAUGUUAAAACUUCUAUUGCUUAUGUUGGCAAUCUCACUUUGAACUCCUCUAAAUUAGACCGGCAAAUAAUGGUUGAAGUGCCAACUAUGAAAAGGUUGAUGAAAUGCUGAACAAAGAGGCCAUGGAUGGAUGUGAAGUUUCACAAGAGGAGAGUCCACUGCUAACCUUGAUUUCCCUUCGCUGUUGAUUUAUUGAAUGUGUAUACAAAUUUCUGUUGACCUCAUUUUCUUCGUUCAUUGCUCUCAUCCUCAGGCACAUUUGGUCGAAUUUUCCAUGGAAUGCUAAUAGAAGAAAAAGACCCUACUAAAGAAAAGCAGAUGUUUGUAAAAACAGUAAAAGGUAGGCUUUCAGCAUGACUUUUGUUCAGCGUUAGGCAGGUUAUAGGAUAGUCAUUGCUUCUGCAAAAUAGUUCUUUCUUAGAUGUAUUGAAAAAUGAAUGUUGGGGCAAAACCUCUUCCACAAUCGCAGAAUUCCAACAGGUCGCGUUCUAGUAAGUUUUCUGCCUCUGGCUUCAGUUUAUUGAAUUGGGUGUGUAUAUUUCAGGUAUGUAUUUUGAACCAAACAUGGAGACCCCCUAAGAAGUAGAGAGGGGCUGGUUUGGUGGGCUAGUACAUACUUGGGAGACGGCUGGCUUCCAUUGAGCCUUGGAGAAAUAUAUGGUUGAGGGAAGACUACUCCAUAGUCUAGUAGGUUAGCCCUGCAGCUUGGGAGAUAAAAGGGGACACAGGAAAGAAAAAAGGCCUGAAUGGUAGGUAAAGAGGGACCAUAGCACUAGCUAAUUUUUGUCUAGUGUGGAAUAUGAAGCUCAUAGCCCCGAGGAGACAGGAAGUUACAGGUCCCAGCAUCUAAAAAUGAGUGAACUAUUUUCAGUGUUCAGCUGAUUGUCAGAAUUCACUGGUCCUUUUUCACAUGAAGCUUUCAUCUCAUGGCCCCUCAUCUCAGCCCCCUCAGAAGUUUUGUGGAAGGACAAGGAAGGCAAGCCACUGCCUUAAGUUUAUUAUAAAGAUUUAGUGACCACAGACCGUGGCAGAACGCAAGUUCCCAAGUCCAGAUUCUGGCAUCUCUUUAAAAGAUUUGGGGUAUCAAGGCUGAGGGAAAGACCUUGGAGAGGUACUACUGGCCAUAACGAAGAGUUUGUGAGCUAGGUGGAUCGUUGUUCUAAGGCAGCUUCAUAUGUUCCUCUCUGUGAUCUCUCCCCACAAGGGGACUGUGACAGCCUUUUCUUUUUUACCCACCACACUGCAACAUCUUGUCAAUUUCAUCUUAAGCUAUGUGACUCAUGCUUAAGUCCUAUUGAAAAUAGUGGGACCUAGUUCACAAAGUCUAACUUAAAUCCCAUUGAUUUCAAUAGGAUUUUUAAUGCAAUUAACUUGGUCUGGAUCUUGUUCAUCAGUAAUGUUUAAUAUCUUAGUAUGUGAUUUUGCUAUUUGAGGAUUUUGAAUUUUAUGUGUGUCUGUCUGUUAGCUGCUUUUUUUUUGCCUAUGCAAAUUUGUUCUAACAAGCUUUUGCCUUUUUAGAUCAGGCCUCAGAAGUUCAAGUGACAAUGAUGUUAACAGAAAGCUGUAAACUCAGAGGUCUUCAUCACAGGUUAGCGCUCUUCAAAAUGAAAGCAAAGUUGUUUUAAUUUGUGUUUGGGAAUUUGAUGGCUUAUCACCUAAAGUUUAGUUUCACAACAGUCUAUUGAAAACAGUUAUUAAUUAUUAUUCUGCAAAAACACUUCACUAGACUUCAGUUUUAGUCUUCAUGUGAGCCAUCUUCAGUCAGGCAAAGUGCAAACUUGAAGGUGACUGGAAUUGAAGUGUACUUUGCAUAUGCUUCAUUCAAGAAUUCUCAAAUAACGAAUUUGGCCUAUAAUGCAAUGGCGAAAAGCUAUUUGGUUAUGAUUGCGAGCAGUGUUUGUACUUAAAAAAAUGGGUAUACAUUUUCCUAAAUUAUAAAUCAAGCAAAUGAGAUACAUGGUGGUAAUUGUGCAGUACAGUGGACCCUGCAGACACAAACUUAAUUCGUUCCAGGGGUCUGUAUUUACCCCCAAAAGUCCGCAUCUAGAAGCGCUGAUUCUGUGCAUGCACACAGCGCGAUAGAGCACUUCUGCGCAUGUGCGCAUGGCAAAACCCGGAAGUAUACACUUCAGGGUUUGCCGCGUUCACAACCCGAAAGUUACGUUACCCGAAGGUAACAUAACCUGAGGGUCCACUGUACAAUUGUGGGACUGUUGGUUGAACAGCUAAUGGAAUCCCCACCACCACCAGAACCAACCAGAACUAUAUUUCUUUCAGAAAUCUGCUCCCCAUUACUCACGUUUGUAUAGAGGAAGGAGAAAAACCAAUGGUACUGUUGCCUUAUAUGAACUGGGGGAAUCUCAAGCUGUUUUUGCGACAGUGCAAACUGGUAGAAGCUAACAAUCCUCAGGUAAGAAGUGGCUAAUGUCGAAUAUAAAAUAGUUGGUCACCAAUUUAGAUUUAAUUAAAAUUCAAACUGUCGAGUUCAUGGUGAAUUUCCAAGGGAUUCAUAGGUAUGAAAAACUCAUUCAGUAGAACAGCCUUUGCCAACCUGGUGCCCUCCAGAAGUGUUGGACUGCAGUCCCAUCGACCCCAGCGCAAGGCUCAUGGGAGUUGCAGUCCAAAACACCCAAAGGACACCAGGUCAGUGAAAGCAUCAGUAGAGCCGUAGGAAACAGACAUGCUAACAAUAUUUUAAAAACAAUUUGCUUUAAUGUUUCAUUCUCUGCUUAAAUACAUGUUGCUUCUUAAAUACAAACAUAGGAAAGUAGUGUAAUAACAAGGGGAAGGCUGAAACAGCAGGUGUAAUCCUAAUAUUCCCAGUCCUGCUAGGGCAGCUUCUCAAAAUUGUCUUAAUCUCUUCUGCUUCCCAGAUUAGGAAAGCCAACAUUUGUGUUUUCAGGGGCCACAUUGUUCUUCAGAGGGCCACCAGCUUAUGUUGUUGUACAAACUAAUUCCAUCACAAGAGGCUUGUGACACAGUAGAUGUCAUCUAGCAGGAAGAGCUUCACAGUAUGUGCUUGUUAACAUACUCCUGCAUCUCAGGAUGCUGAAUUAUGAGCCCAGUGCACAUAAUCAGACUCCUGUGCCUUGUGAAAGCUAGAACGGAGCAGAUCACAGUGACUUUCACCUAACACACAAACGGUUCUGUUCUCCCUUCUCACAGAAGUGGUAGCAGGAAAGGCAGCAGAAAUUUUGUUAACUCUGGUUUUUGCCACUAUGAAAGCAAAUUAGAUAUGGUGCCCCUGAGUUUUGGGACAAGCACCAGCAGUUUUCAUUUUAUCGGAAGGACAACCUCUUUGGAUCUCAGUUUUUCAGUGAAAAUUGACAGUAAGAAAAGCUUGUACUUUGGACAGGUAGCAAAUAAUGACUAAGCUAGGAAUUUUUAUUCAAGCAUAUUUAUUAAAAAAAAUUAGCUCCACCUUUUCAUUUAAAGGAGGUUUAUAAUUAUAAUCUCUAUUUCUAUAGGCAAUUUCACAACAAGAUCUUGUACAUAUGGCUAUUCAGAUUGCCUGUGGAAUGAGCUACUUGUCCCGAAGAGAGGUCAUUCACAAAGACCUGGCUGCUAGAAAUUGUGUGUAAGUACUGAAGUGUAAAGGGCUAAAGACACUCAGUUGGGGGCAAUGUAAAAUACUCCUCUAACGGGUCUUCUGUCCAUUCACUGUACAAGUCACUCUUUCCCAUUGCAAGCUGAUAGCUGCACCUAUCUGGCACAGCUAGUUUUAUGUUUAAGGUGCAGCAUAAUAAAGAGAUGCCUGCAGAGAGCACCAGAAAUCAAAGUAUGAGGUACCGCAGCACUAGAAGAACUUAGUAGGUAUCGGCCAGCAUCUACCAUAUUUGUGGAAAAUAUGACCAUAUUGUUUUAGGUUGCUUAUGCAAAUGAAUUGUUGUCUUUGUUUGCCAUUAUUCCAUAAAAAGCCAGUUCUAAAUGUUUUCUCUCAAUAUAAUGUGACAAGAAACAGAAACUGUGCUUGAGAUAUUGUAGAUAGGGGGUGCUUUGAUUCUUAGCAUUUGGGCCAAUAGGGCCACCCCCUUGUCUUAAUAGGAAAAGCUAAGGUUCACAGUUGCCUUUAUGCAGUACCACUUUUGGGCAUCCGUCCAUCAUUUGUUAAGAAUUUGUAUUAGUUGACGGUUGGCAAUAGGCUACAUUCCUGCACAUGCUGUCAUUCUAUAUUUUGACCGACAAAUGGAGCAAUGAAAUAGGAAAGUAUCACGCUACCAAUAUGCAGUUUGUUAGCUUUUUAUUUAAAAAUAAAAAAAUACUUUAAAAUGACAUCAAGGUUCUUGAUACAUGUCUUACUCCAAAUUGUUUUUGCACUAGGCAUAGUAGGCUAGAGUAUGUCUAAAAAUGCCUUGUCAUUUCCUGAGUGUCACCUAGAUAGUGCUGCUAACAUAUGACUGUAAAGAGCUUAACUUACCCAUCUAAGUGGUUGUCUGUGUGUAUUUUAAUAUACAGCAUUGAUGAUGCACUUCAGGUGAAGAUUACAGACAAUGCCCUGUCCAGAGAUCUAUUUCCCAUGGAUUAUCAUUGCCUCGGAGACAAUGAAAACAGGCCAGUGCGGUGGAUGGCUCUUGAAAGUUUGGUUAACAAUGAGUUUUCCGGCGCUAGUGAUGUGGUAAGUUAAGAUACAGUAGCAGAACAAAAACAUAUUUCAGGAAUCAACUAUUGAGUGCCAUCAGGAGAACCCCAGAACAGCAAGUGAGGAGAGGAGAUGUGGGAAUCGUUCUGUCCUGCAAGUCAAAAUGCUUGCCUUGAUUGAACAAUUGCACAAUGUAGAAUUCCUCCCGUAUAUUUUUAAAUUAAAACAACAAUGAGAGUUGUAAAAAUCUUCAUACAGAACAACUUACUUGUUAGGUAAGCAGCCCUUGGAUAAACAGCAAACCCACACUGAAUAUCCUAGUAUUCGUUUUAAUAAGGUAAGUUGAGGAGAUUAUAGAAAAAGAAAUUUGAGGCUAAUAGAACUGGGAGUGAUGUCCAGUGUUGAUCAUACCCAGGGUAGACCCAUUGAAAUCAGUAGGCCUACUCUUGGUAUGACUUCUGGAGUUUAGUGGCAUGAUAAUAGGAAACAAUACACACACCACAAGUGUUGAAUCCUUUAAAAAUAUGUGCAAUUCAUAUUGAGACAUCCAGCACACAUGUUUUGUAUUUUGGAGUCAUACCUGAGUAAAAGCAUUAACACAAAUAUCUCUGGUAACUGUUAAUAGGUCUGAUAGGCCAUUUUACGCCACAGCAAUUUACAAUUGUUUGUUUUCAAGCUUUAUUUGAAAUAAAAGAUGGACUGAGCCCCUUAUUUGCAAGAAACUGAUACUUGUUUGAAAGAAAUAUGAAACAUUCCUAAAAUCUAACCAGUUAUUAUAUGUGAUACUCUUUCCAGUGGUCUUUUGGAGUAACCUUAUGGGAACUGAUGACUUUGGGACAAACCCCAUAUGUAGAUAUCGACCCCUUUGAGAUGGCAGCCUAUCUAAAAGAUGGAUACAGGAUAGCUCAGCCAAUCAACUGUCCUGAUGAAUUGUAAGUGACUGUUAGAGUUGCAUAAUAAUUCUUAAGAUUGUGUAUGUAGGUGGAAAAUAAUGUCUAUGAUUAGUUGGUGCGAACGAAUAAGAACUGUGUUUGAAAGCAUUAUACAUUCUACAUUAACUGGACUUCAUUUGGGUAUAGUAGGGUUCGGCACGAUGCGCAUGUGUGUGGUAACACGUCAGUUGGAUGCUCAUAAAUGGGAAGCUGCCUGUAUGUUGGUGUUUUUAUCCCUCUGUGACUUGAAGACUGGGAAAUAUGGUGUGAUUAGUGAAGUCCUCAAAAGCAAUCAAAAGAAUGACAUUAGAUACAUGCAGUAAAGUGCAACUCAUACUCUUGACUCAGUGAGGACCAUGUGGGGAACAACUGAAUAGGUGGAGAAUAUUUCCUGUUUCUUAUAUGUGUGAUACAGAUUUCUGUGGUUGACAUUGUAGUAGUCCGUGGUCCCUGUUCCACUUGUUCCGUUGCUAUGGAAUAAAGUUCUAUCCCUCAAUUCAUUGCUGAAGUGUAUUGUCACUACUUUAUGGUUCCUUCUUUUGGGGACAUAAGCAGUUAAUCUCAGCCUUAAAUUGACUCAUACUGAUGAUAGUGGUGUUUCAGGUUCUUUUUUAUUGUACUCCUUGGAACUACUCUGUUAGGAGAUGGGCUGCUUUUAAAAGGAAGAUUGUGAAGUUGCAUGUAAUUUUACAUUUCCUAAAUUCAUUCAUGCAUACAUGCACAUACGCAGCACUAUAUCUUCUGAGAAAUCAUUAUAGUUUCUUACUUAGUAACCCUCAAAAACUAUACUAAUCUGACCACUUGAGGCUUAAAUUUUGAGCCUGUUAUACACUGAAGCAAAAUUUAGUCAUUAGAUUCCUAUCCUGGUUCAGUUUCUGCCCACUGUAUUCCAGAGGUAAGGAGUCAUUUUUAAGGCUGUGCUAAAGUUAGUUUGCUAUAAGCUGCUGAUAAAGAUGUUUCUAAAAAUACACAUAAAUUUAAAGUGGAUCUCACAAAAACUGCAAAUACUUAAAAGAAAAGAAAUCUGAAAAGAACAGAGAAGAUACACUGUGUUCUUUUAAAAGGGUAACCAGCUAUGAGACAUUAACUUGGGGAGUAUCUUCACUAGAUGUCACUUGCUGUAGAUUUCUAAUUUUCACACAGGUGAAAAUGUGAAAUACUUUCCAUGUUGCUAAGGUCUCCAAUACUUACCACACAUUAAAGUGUAUGGCAGGGGAUGAAAAUAUCACACUUUUAAUACCUUUACUUACUGUGUGUUAAUUUGUUGGAAGCUGCCCAGAGUAGCUGCGGGUAACCCAGUCAGAUGGGUGGCAUAUAAAUAAGGUACUAUUAAUCUAUUAUUAAACCUGUGGCCGAAGGGCUUACCACUUGUGUCAAGCUUACUUACCUUUGUUUGCUUUUUUUUAUCAUCCAGAUUUGCUGUGAUGGCUUGCUGCUGGGCACUGGACCCUGAGGAGAGACCUAAAUUCCAGCAGCUGGUGCAGUGCCUCACCGAAUUCCAUGCAGCAUUGGGAGCCUAUGUCUGAUGCCAGGCAUACACACUCUGCUCUACUUGGAAAGGGACGCUGUGUCCAUGUAACAGUGAAACGUGGUGUUUGCAUCUAUUUAUAUACACUAUAACGUCUAUCUAAAACACAUUAUUUGGAAGUAGGCUUCACUGAUUUCAGUGGAUUUUUCACAUAAUGCGAGUAGGAUCAGGGAGCCCAUGUGUGAAGCAGAGACACUAACUAGAAGAUUGCCUUCUUCCAAAAUCACUGUGCCUUAAUAAAGCAGUCUGGCGUUUUUUGUAAGGUUAGGUUUUAUUCUACGUGUCACUUAAGUGGAAAUCAGACAUUUUAAUUUCCCAGCCUGAAACGUAAGUAUAAGAGACUGGAAUGUGAAUUGGAUGAAUUUUUGGCACUGUUAAAGAAGAUGCAAACUUAAUUUCACAGGUGCUUGAACUGAUGUAUGGGGGCAUUUGUGUAAAAAUAUAAAGUGGCAAAAAGAAUUUCUCCUUCCCCCACACCCCAAAAAAGACUUACGUGUGCUGCAGCUUAAACUAUUUAAAAUGACUUGACUGGUUUUGGUGUUCAGGUUUGUAGUUGGAAUAGCCUUUUUUUUAAAGUAUCCAUUGCUUUUUUUUAAAGACGACAGCACAAUAUGGUUGGAACCACAAGUGGCCUUUUUAUUAUGUUUUAAUCCCAUUCUUAAACAAUGGUUUUUUUUGAGGGGGGGGGAAGCUUACCUCCAAGAUGCAUUAUUCCCCUUUUAAAAGUGACAGACAGUUCUACGAAGCUGUUUCCAGUUUACCUCAAGAGUAAAAUGGAGCCUCAUGUUGCAAGGCUAAAACCGCUUAGAGGUUUUUUUCUGCAAUCAAGCGGUAUAUAAAUUUUAUGGAAAAAAGGAAGUGCUAGAGGCCUUCAGAGAAGUGCCAAAGCAGCCCUCUAUUAGGAGCCUUUCACCUCGGACUGUAGAAUGCAGAUUUUCUUGUUAAAAAGGUACUGGUUUAUGUGUUUAGGAUUUUUUAUGACCUGAAAAGGAAUUAAAUAUAUAAAUAUAUAAAUAUAUUUGUAAAUCCGCAUUUGAAGAGUAAAAAUAUCUGUAUAUUAUGAGUUAAUGAGAAACUUCAUCCCUGAUACUGUGGGGUUGUAUCAAACUUACCAUGUGAUUAUGCAUUAAUCAGCACUUGAUGCAAAUUCUGGGGAUGGCUGUAAAGCCACUUGAUCAUCUCUUGAGCAUAGAAGCCGUCACAGAUAAUGAGAAAUGUUAUUUCUCUGAUCCUGUACUGAUUCAUUAUGCCUACAGAGUUAACAUAUGCU